CCUGUUAGAUAUUCACGUAGGAAUUCAAAGAUGGCCUCCUAUGUUAGAGUGGGUAACAAGGUAAUGAAGAUAGAGAUAAGAGAGGUUGAUGGUUCAGAAGAAUCCAACAGAUGGGUAGAAGCUGCUAGGAACGAAGCGAAACAAAGAUACGGAGAUUGGCUACAAGAAACGCCAACGAGAGGGGGUCGCAGAAUAGCGCCGUAUACCACAAGAAGGAGAGUGGAAUGCUGGGCGUGCGGGGGUGAACACAAACUUAGGUUUUGCCCAAGUAUAGAGUUGACAACGAAUAGUAAUGCGAAUGCACCAGGGAGGAACAUGGUAACCGCGGCAAACUCGAUGGAGUAAAGGGAGAAUUAAAGGGGGGAGAUGUAGUAUUAUGUAAA
Messenger RNA from Gordionus sp. m RMFG-2023, 383 nucleotides. RefSeq lists its product as uncharacterized. The transcript is spliced from 2 exons. The coding region runs from base 31 to 345 and encodes 104 amino acids. The record is from RefSeq and is a predicted model, not a curated record. NCBI's taxonomy places the organism in Eukaryota, Metazoa, Nematomorpha, Gordioida, Chordodea, Parachordodidae.